Molecule: messenger RNA, 1738 nt
Organism: Paramecium sonneborni
Lineage: Eukaryota; Ciliophora; Oligohymenophorea; Peniculida; Parameciidae
Source: the annotation of a GenBank genome assembly
CUUUAUAUUAUCUGAAAAAUUGAGAGGAAUGAAUGAACAUAAAAAAGUCUUAAAGAAAUAAAUUGGAGAUUAUUGUUUUGACAUGAAUGAUAUGAUUGGGGAAGGUUAUUCGUCUAAAGUCUAUAAGGGAAUGCAUAUGGUCAGUCAAUAAAUUGUUGCAAUAAAGGUCAUUUGUUUAGAAACUUACAAUUCACCUAUUCAGAAAUCUCUUCUUUCAAAUGAAAUCAAAAUUCUUUUACAAAUCGAUAAUCCUAAUCUUUUGAGAGUAUAUGAGAUAAGUAGAAGUGCUAAUAAUACCUAUAUUGUUAGUGAAUAUUGUGAAGGUGGUAAUUUAGAAGACUUAUUGAAACAAGAACCAAUGAAAAUAGAAAAAGUUAUUGAUAUAUUGAGAUAAAUGUGCAUAGGUCUUAUGGGUUUGCAUUAAAAAAGUAUCAUAAUAACUUAUAAAAAUGUAGGCAUCAUUCAUAGAGACAUAAAGCCAGCAAAUGUAUUAAUCAAGAAUGGGAUUUUUAAACUUGUUGAUUUUGGCUUUGCUCUUAUUGAAAAUCAGUAUGAUAGUAUUAUAAAGAAAUAUAAUGUUGGAACUCCUAUGUAUAUGGCUCCUGAAAUUUAAUUUUUUAAUCAAUAUUCAGAAAAAAGUGAUGUAUGGGCUUUAGGUAUUAUGCUAUAUGAGAUGCUAUUUUAAACAGCCCCUAAAUUAAAUUUAAAGAAUAAAACUCUUUUCUAAGAAGUCUAAGAAAAAUGUAAAUCUCUCGAUAUCAUUUAUUAAAAUUUCAUGAUUAGACUCUUUGAAGGAAUGCUAUAAUUAGAUCCUGAAGACAGAUUAAAUAUUUAAUAAAUUCUUUAAAUUAUAUAAGAGAAUUAAUCCAUAGCUACUAAACAAGGUUCAAAUUUAGUCAAACUUUCUCAAAAAUCAAUAUCUACCCAUAAUAAUUCACCUCUCUAAUUUAAAGGGGUUAAAACUCCAAAUGAAAUAAGAAGAAAAUAUAUUUAAUAAGUUUUAUCUAAUAAUAAACCAUAAUCUUAUGAUGAUAAAAAAUUAGUUAAUAUUACUAGAGUUAAGACAUUAAAUCAAGAUUAAGAAGUUGAAAUCACUUAAUUUACAUCUGAUGAUGAAUAUCCUAAUAAAAAUAUUAGAACAAGCAUUAAUUAAUUCAAUUUAUAAUAUUCUCAUAAGAAAAGCGACUCAGAUAUCAAUAUUGAAUUUAUUGGUUAAAUUAGUACAGAUUGUUCGAUUUAGAAAUCUCCAAAAUAAUAAUUUUUAACUUAAUAAUGUAAUGAGGAAGUAGAAUUACCAGUAAUUUUGAAACCUACUUAUAAAUUUUGUGAAUUUGUUGAAUAGAUGAUUUAGAAUUUUCCUAAAUAGGAUGAUGAUUGUAUAUUAAAAUUGCAAUUUUUGUUAAGAAAAUUAUUAGCUAUUAAGGCUAAAGUAUUCUAUACAUUUGCACCUAUUAAAAUCAAAGGUUAAUUAGAUAAUUGGAUAAAUCAACUUCAAUUGUAUUAUCAAAAAAUUUAAUAUCAAAUCAAUUUAAAUUUAGAUAAAACAUUUUAAUUAUUUUUUAAUCCUAAUUUAGAUGAUUAAGGUAAACUCUUAACAAUGUACAUAAUUAGUUUGAUCAAUUAGAUGCAAAAAUAAUCAAAUGAUUUUAAAAUUGUUAUUGAAAUCUUGGAAGACAAUUUAUAACAUCAAAAUGAUCCAUUUUUAUUUGCAAGAAAAUGGCUGGCUCAAAAAUCAUGA